This is a messenger RNA of Ochotona princeps (American pika), 2966 nucleotides long. RefSeq names its product neurotrimin. Gene Ontology annotation, cellular component: neuron projection. NCBI's taxonomy places the organism in Eukaryota, Metazoa, Chordata, Mammalia, Lagomorpha, Ochotonidae. The record is from RefSeq and is a predicted model, not a curated record. The transcript has 9 exons. The coding region runs from base 329 to 1399 and encodes 356 amino acids.
GUGUGUGUGUGUGUGCCCGCGCGCGCCUGUGUUAUAGCUCUGUCAAUCCUUGGAUUAGAACCAAUGAUUGCAGCUUGUAGGAGGGCUGUCCAGGGCCAGAUUGUACAAUGUGUCUCAGUGCCAGAGUAUGAGUGGAGAUAAUUACGGAGAAGUCAUACUCUCUCACACCCUCGGCUUUCUUGUUGUGUCCUUCAGCGAAACAGUGGAUUUAAAUCUCCGUGCAUGAGCUUGAGCUCAAAGCAGUCUAUUAGGAGAGAAAGGAAGAGAGAGGGGGGGAAGAAAACCGAACCUGACAAAAAAGAAGAAAAAGAAGAAGAAAAAAAGAAUCAUGAAAACCAUCCAGGCAAAAAUGCACAAUUCUAUCUCUUGGGCAAUCUUCACGGGACUGGCUGCUCUGUGUCUCUUCCAAGGAGUGCCCGUGCGCAGCGGAGAUGCCACCUUCCCCAAAGCCAUGGACAACGUGACGGUCCGGCAGGGGGAGAGCGCCACCCUCAGGUGCACGAUUGACAACCGGGUCACCCGGGUGGCCUGGCUAAACCGCAGCACCAUCCUCUACGCUGGGAAUGACAAGUGGUGCCUGGAUCCCCGUGUGGUUCUGCUGAGCAACACCCAAACCCAGUACAGCAUUGAGAUCCAGAACGUGGAUGUGUACGACGAAGGCCCCUACACCUGCUCUGUGCAGACAGACAACCAUCCAAAGACCUCGCGGGUCCACCUCAUUGUACAAGUUUCUCCCAAAAUCGUAGAGAUUUCUUCAGAUAUCUCCAUUAAUGAAGGAAACAACAUCAGCCUCACCUGCAUAGCAACGGGUAGACCGGAGCCUACAGUUACCUGGAGACACAUCUCCCCCAAAGCUGUUGGCUUUGUGAGUGAAGAUGAAUACUUGGAAAUUCAGGGCAUUACCCGGGAGCAGUCGGGGGACUACGAGUGCAGUGCGUCCAAUGAUGUGGCUGCACCAGUGGUACGGAGAGUAAAGGUCACCGUGAACUACCCACCGUACAUAUCAGAAGCUAAGGGUACAGGCGUCCCCGUGGGACAAAAAGGGACCCUGCAGUGUGAAGCUUCCGCUGUCCCCUCUGCCGAAUUCCAGUGGUACAAGGACGACAAAAGGCUGAUUGAAGGAAAGAAGGGGGUCAAAGUCGAAAACAGACCCUUCCUCUCCAAGCUCAUCUUCUUUAAUGUCUCCGAACAUGACUAUGGGAACUACACGUGUGUGGCCUCCAACAAGUUGGGCCACACCAAUGCCAGCAUCACACUAUUUGAACUAAAUGAGCCUACAAGCUCAAGUUUGUUGCAAGGUCCCGGCGCCGUCAGCGAGGUAAGCAACGGGACGUCACGGAGGGCAGGCUGCAUUUGGCUGCUCCCCCUCCUGAUCUUGCACCUGCUGCUGAAAUUUUGAUGUGAGUGCCACAUCCCCAGUGGGGAAAUUUGCCGCCACUGUCACCACCAACACAACAGCACCGACACUACGACAGCAACAAUUAAGAUAGAAUCAAAUGAAAUCUGGAAAAUCAAAGCCUAACGGGACAGAAAUUUGAGGGAGGGGAACAAAGAAUACUUUGGGAAACAAACAAAAGUUUUAAACAGGAAAUUGCAAAUUGCCUUGCAGAUGUCUAGGUACAAGCGAGUUUUCUUUCUUUUCCCUAACGGGAAGGAGGCAUACCGGCUUGGACCCACCCACAAGCUGCCCUAUGCAGCCUUCAGCUGCCAGGGUGGGCAAGGGCUCAGCCAGUCUGCCCACUGAAGCGCCCCGACCGUGGAACAUUCUGGAGGCGGCCACCCAGCCAGCCAACAGAGGUGCGCUCGCGUGAAAUGCGUGGCCUCAGGUGUGCUGCCACGGGCCCUUCGGUGGACUGCCGCCGCCCUGUGUGUUGCGGAUGUUGAGAUCUAAAGAACAGAAGACCAGGAACCAAUACAAGACAGCCUGACAGCAACAACAGCCCCACCACCGAGUCACAAACGAUGGCAGUCAACUUUUUCUGGUUUGUUUUUCCUUUACUACAUGGACAUCACGGAGAAUAAGGGAUUCUGACUCAUGAUUAAUUUUAUUAAUUAUAUUUUCUGAGUCUAGAGCUUAAUGUAAAGGCAAAGAUAAGAAAAUACACAAAUGGAAGGGGUGAAAAGAAGCGUGUUUGUUAAGCACUAAAAAUGCAUAGUGUGCUUCUUAACUAGGUUUACAAUGGGUGGGCCACACACUGGGCAUUAACCACCUGGUGAGUAUUUGGCACAGCCACCAAAAACCACAUCUGACUCAACCAACAUAUCCACCAGCGCGACAGAUUCUUCCUCAUUCCGGCAAUUCAUGCACACAGUACCAUGAUACCCACAUGCUGGCUAGAACAGGAAGAUGGGCUGCACUGUCUCGGCUUCGUUGGCAAUGCUUCUUUGAAUGACAUAUAUUAUACAGUAUAUAUAUGCAUAUAUUUUUUUUGUUAGAGUUCUAGCCAUUUAAUUUCCCAACAGGGCCCUUUCUCAGACAUUACUGCAUGCUGUAUAUGGCGUUAGCUGUGUGUUGAUCUUCUACAAGAUGAUAGAGUUUACUGGUAAUUGUGUAAUCAGCUCCUGCUUUUUUAUUUUCUUGGGUUAUUCACAUGUCAGAGACACUUGUUAAAAAAGUAAAAGAAAAAAGCAACAGCAGCAACAACUAAUACCAGGCGCAGCACCUUCUCAGGUGUGGCUCUUGAGGGAAGGGUCCCAGGUGGCCUUGCUCCCUCAGCCAUGCCCCGGGCAUUAACAAGCAGCAAGCCGCUGAACAAACUCACUGUUGGUAACCACUUGCUUUUGCCCAUCAUGGGAAUUUCUGAUGGCUUUGUGACAGACCGCUGGAGAAUUUAAUCCUCUUGGUUUAUUUUAUUUAAUUUCCCACUUUUGUGUGAGUGUGUAUGGAAGAGGAGAAAAUGCAGUUUUUAGGUAACCUUUUCUUUUCCUCCCCUGGAAUUUUGAGACCAGAGAGGCCUCGGGGAGGG